This is a messenger RNA of Bubalus bubalis (water buffalo), 4866 nucleotides long. RefSeq names its product mediator complex subunit 30 (gene MED30). Gene Ontology annotation, cellular component: mediator complex. The record is from RefSeq and is a predicted model, not a curated record. Lineage: Eukaryota; Metazoa; Chordata; Mammalia; Artiodactyla; Bovidae. Gene Ontology annotation, molecular function: transcription coregulator activity. Bases 176 to 694 code for a protein of 172 amino acids. The transcript has 4 exons. Gene Ontology annotation, biological process: positive regulation of DNA-templated transcription.
UGACGUCUGACGGCGCGUCACGUCACCGUGGCGGAAGUCGUGGCCGCUGUUUUGAAAUCAGACCGCUGGAGUCUCACAAGCUCCUGCUUACGCCGAGGCCUGAGGUCGAGCAGCGUCGGGGGACAUCCCCGACACCUAUCCUCCAGACCUGUUGACCUGACGCCGCUGCCACGCCAUGUCCACCCCUCCGUUGGCGGCGUCGGGGAUGGCGCCCGGGCCCUUCGCCGGGCCCCAGGCCCAGCAGGCGGCCCGAGAAGUCAACACUGCAUCGCUCUGCCGAAUCGGGCAGGAGACGGUCCAAGACAUCGUGUACCGCACCAUGGAGAUCUUCCAGCUCCUGAGGAACAUGCAGCUGCCAAAUGGUGUCACUUACCAUACUGGAACAUACCAAGACCGGUUAGCAAAACUACAGGAUCACCUUCGCCAACUUUCUAUUCUCUUCAGGAAGCUGAGAUUGGUCUAUGAUAAAUGCAAUGAAAACUGCGGAGGGAUGGAUCCCAUUCCAGUAGAGCAACUUAUUCCAUAUGUGGAAGAAGAUGGCUCAAAAGAUGACCGGGCUGGCCCACCUCGUUUUGCUAGUGAAGAGAGGCGAGAAAUUGCUGAAGUCAAUAAAAUGGAGGAUCAAAGAUCUGUGGAGCAUCGGAUGCUUAAACAUGAGCCAUUUCUAUUUGGGAGUGAGGCACUAAGACACUAAUCAUAGGCUUUGUGAAUUGGCUUUCAUCAUAGCAAGAUUGGAAACAAGCUGGCUUUCUUCUUUGGAGGACCCCCAAGGAUCAUUUACUGAGAUUUUUUUCUUUAGGGCUGUUCAGAAUCGUCCAGUGUCCUAUAUAGAGGGAUAGUCUCUUGUCUUCUUGCCUUCUGCUGUGCUGGUGGCACUGAAUCCCUGAAUCCCCAGCUAUUUGAUUCAUAAGAAACAAACCUGGUUCCCUGAAAGGGGGAGUGGGUACGGAACUUUGGAGAGGGGACUCAGUCCCGUGUUGGUGAGAAGUAGGAAUGAGCAGCCUAGGCUCUCGCUUGUUUCUGUAGCUCUUCCCCUCCAGCUUCCGUCCCUAGGCCUCACAGCAGACUUUGCUGUGCCACUUGCCUCAGGAUCAGCCAUUCUCAGGGGCAUCCUUCUGGGUGGUACAGUGGUUUCCUCCCAUGUCAUUUACCAUUCCUCUCAUUUACUAUUCCCCUUCUAUGCCCUACCUUAAAAUGUGCCACCUGGCAUCUACUAUUGUCUCCUUUCUGAUCAUUUUUCUCCAUGUGAAUUUAUAGCCUUUUCAUUCCUCUCCUGCCAUUUUAUUAGGGUUUGAGAAAAAAAAACACGUGUAAAAUUUAGUCCACUGUAUUUAUCUGCGGUAAGUUUAUUUCAAUACACAAAACAGUAUUUCUGAAGGUUUAUCUAUUUUUGGAAUAAAAGCCCAUAUUUUAAAUUCUGUUCCCAUUUCUACUUCAGGCAUUUCAGAACACUUUGAUUUUGAUUAAACCAUUUGAAUCUGUUGAAUUUGCUGUUGUAUGUGUUUCUGGCUUUGGGGUAAAACUUGUUUCAUUUAACAUGGUAUUGAACUGAAGAUUAUUACAAAAAGGAAAGAAUCCAUUAAAUGUUUUAAAUUAAACAGAUUUAAAGCUUAGCCCUAUAUUUCCAUUGGAAAAAAAUUUAAAGAGAAUUUAGAGAGAAAGUAUCUUCUCUUGAGUGGCAGGAGAAGUAUUUAUUUGAUUGGCCUCAUGGCUCUCUCUUACUUCCUGGAAACUGUUAGUCUAAUUUGAGGAAAGACUGAAGAACUAAGUAAUAAACAGACCAAAAAAAAAAAAAAAAAAGGGAGAGGCUUACUUCACUCUGAAUGAUACUCUCUAAGUCCAUCCUAAAAAGUUUAAAGUUUGAAAAUAUAUAUAUAUAUAAAUUUUUUUUUUUAAAGGGGAGAGGCCUAAGUUUUGGUUAACUCAAAUUGAAAUUCCCCUUAAAAAAGCAAAAGAGAAUAAAGUUAACAGCUAAAAACCAAAGUGGAUUUUUUGACCCAAAGAGGUUUUUAACUCAUUCCUUAAAUAAAGCAUCAUAAAUGUGAAUUAAACAUAAUACAUAUCCUAUUAACCAACUUAUCUUAUGUAUAAUUAGUGCUACUAAUUAUUUUUUCCUUUCCUCUACUUAUUCAAAUUUUGUACCUCCCUUCUGGAAUAUGAUUAAAAUACAGUUGAAUAAUUAUAAAAUACUGAGUAAACUCAUGAUCAUUGAUAUAUUUUUCUGCCUUAAUGGCACACAUACCUGAGUGUUUUUGUGAAAAAUGUUUAUUUGAAAUAACCACCUUCAGAUGGUAAAAUGUUGGUCUAAUCUAAUUACUGGCUUCCCUGGUGGCUUAGUGGUAAAGAAUCUGCCUACCAAUGUAGGAGAUGUGGGUUCAGUCCCUGGGUUGAGAAGAUCCCCUGGAGAAGGAAAUGGCAACCCACUCUAGUAUUCUUGCCUAGGGAAUCCCAUGGACAGGCUGUAGUCCAUGGGGUCACAAAAGAGUCAGACAAGACUGAGUGACUAAACAACAAUUUAAUUACAUAAUUACACAGAUGCUAUUAAAAGUCAAAAUUAAUUGGUUUGAUUUUUCAACCACAGUUGCGCCUUGACCAACACAGGUUUGGAUAGUGCAGGUCCGCUUACAUGCAGAUUUUUUUCAAUAAAAUACUACAGUACUGCACAAUCUGCAGCUGACUGAAUCUGCAGAUGCAGAACCAUGGAUACAGAGGACAGACUGCUUUGAUCAAUUGUCAUAGCCUUUGGGUGAAUAUUAAAUUACAUAGUAUUACUUAGCAUAAACUUUUUAAGUACUCUACUUACACAUUCACCUGUUAAUGUAACAAGUCAGGCACAGCUGAUGGAUUUUGAUAAUAGCAGCUGUCAACCUCUGUUAAAAUCAAUCAGUGGCAAGACUGUAUAUAUUAAAUCCUGUAUCAUGUCAUGAAAAUGUAUUUACAGUUUAACCACUAAUAAGCAUAGCUGUCAGCUUUGGUGUUGAUAUUUUCAUGACGUGUUUUGGCCCCAGGUAUUUUUUAGUUGUAUGCUAAUUUUUUUUAAUUUAAAACUUAGUGGUCUCUUUAAAAUUUUUACUGUUCCCCAAAGUUGAGUAUUACCUUGAAAAUAUCCUACCGUUUUUUAGUUAUCUUUAUUUUUUGAGUUAAUGAAGCUAAAGUUUUUAAUAUCAGAAUUUAUAUUUCCAAGUGAGUAUUCUUGAAAGUAGCAUUUAUUCCAUUGAUGAAACCAUUGUGGGAGCCAUCUGUAACCUCUGUUUUGAUACUAAUUUGAAAGUCUCUUUUUAAUCAUUCAUUAAUAUAAUUUUAUUACUUCCAGUUACUUCUUAAUGAAUACUGAAAAUGUGAUCACUAAGCUUCUUUCACCAAACUUGGCCUUUCAAGAAGUUGAAUACCAAUAGGAAUUUCUUUCUCCUCCCUUUUGGCUUCUUUCCUCCUGGUCCCUGACUCUAGAUAGAAUAUGAACAAUUUAUUUAAUCUCAGUUUGCUCUUUAAUAAAUCAAAAUUAAGAUUUCUAGGUCUCCUUAUAAUGAACAUGUAUGACUUAAUCUAGAGGUAUUUUAAUGUAGUGUCUUUAAAAUUAUCUAACUAACUAUAUUACUUUCAAACAUAGUAUUUCCAAGAGGUCACUUAACAGUAAUGAUUAUUAUAAUAACUAGUGAACACUUUGAAAUUCUCUGUUUUGAUCUUGUUUUAUCUACACAGACAUUUACUACAUACGAUUUGAAGAAAAGAUGCUUAAUAAGAAGUUUAUAAACUGUGGCCUGUUAGAGAGCCAGAUCUGGAGAAUUCCAUGUGCAUUCAGGGCAUCCAGCAAAUCUCAGUCAUGAAGAAGAUUCUAUCGGGGCUGUGGCAUCCUGUCUUCAGUUUUCAGAAUUAGAAGUAGAUUGCACUUCAUGCUUAGAGAAAUUAGUGACUUCUGCCACAUGUUUGAAGGAUCAAUUGCAUUUUUAUUAUACUUUAUAUUCUCUAUUGACAGUUUAUGUUCUGUGCCUACCAGUAACAUUUGUUCAAUGCUUACGUCUACCCACUCCAGUAUUCUUUCGUGGAGAAUCACAUGGACAGAGGAGCCUGGCGGGCUGUUGUCUGUGGGGUCUCAAAGAGUCCGACACAGCUAAGCAACUAACACUUUGACUUUUCAUUCACUUUCACUUACUUGUAUGCCAGGCGCACUGCUAACACUUGAUGUGAAUCAGGUCUUUUACUCUUUAUAACAACCCUUAUGAAAUAGGUUCAGUUAUUAUCCCCAUUUUUGUGUUGUGGAAGCUGACGCACAGAGAGAUUAAGUGAUAUUUACCUAGUGAAGGAGCUGAGGGUUAACCCAGAGAACCCAGGCUUUAGGGCUUGUGUUCUUAACCAUUAAGCUACACUGCCUUGUGGAAACCUAUAUGCUUAGGUCUUAUAAUUGAAUAUUUAGCUUAUUUUCUUUGGUGGUUCGAGUGGAGGAGGAAAAGGAGGUAGGGGGCUGGAGCCAUAGGCUCUGUAGGCCGAAUUAGAAUUUAUUAUGCCUUUCAGUGGAUGUUUGCGGCCAGAAAAGUAUUGAGACCUUCUGCCUUAAGGAAGUGCAUGCUUAGUCCCUCAGUCAUGUCCGACUCUUUGGGACCCCAUGGACUGUAGCCCACCAGGCUCCUCUGUCCAUGGAAUUUUCCAGGCAAGAAUACUGGAGUGGGUGCCAUUUCCUAUUCCUACUCUGCCUUAAGGAAGUGUUUAGCUUAAUUUCUGUCUGGUUCAUUAGAGUUCUGACUUAAUGCCAUUUUAAUCUUAUAUCUUCAUGGUCUGUAUGUACUUCAUGAAACAUUUUUUGAUAAAUUCUUUUGUUUCUGCAGAAACUCAAACAGAAGAAUCAACAGCUGAAGCAAAUUAUGGAUCAAU